Funneliformis mosseae is the source of this 281-nucleotide messenger RNA. Lineage: Eukaryota; Fungi; Glomeromycota; Glomeromycetes; Glomerales; Glomeraceae. The record is from the annotation of a GenBank genome assembly.
AUGAAUAAGGAGGAUCGAAUCGACUAUUAUCGUUCGCUUACUAAAUAUUCAAAUCAUGAAGAGGCUUUACAAUUAUUGAAAAAGCUCGCCACUCAUGUGAGACCUAUAAUGAAAAAACGUAAUUGGCGUGUAGGUACCUUGGAAGAAAUUUGGCCCGCUGAGGGAGGUCUGCUUGGAAUUAAUAAAGAUCGUGGCAAGACAAUAUGUAUUAGAUUACGCCCACAUUAUGAUGAAAGACGAUUUUAUGAUUUCGAUGAUUUAAUUGGAACAAUGUUGCAUGA